This is a messenger RNA of Dioscorea cayenensis subsp. rotundata (Guinea yam), 1873 nucleotides long. Its product is annotated as BRCA1-associated RING domain protein 1-like. Gene Ontology annotation, cellular component: BRCA1-BARD1 complex; BRCA1-A complex; plasma membrane. The transcript has 11 exons. Lineage: Eukaryota; Viridiplantae; Streptophyta; Magnoliopsida; Dioscoreales; Dioscoreaceae. Gene Ontology annotation, biological process: double-strand break repair via homologous recombination; positive regulation of transcription by RNA polymerase II; negative regulation of fatty acid biosynthetic process. The record is from RefSeq and is a predicted model, not a curated record. Gene Ontology annotation, molecular function: ubiquitin-protein transferase activity. Bases 421 to 1770 code for a protein of 449 amino acids.
AGGCAACCCAAAUUCUAUUUGCGGAACCAGUGCAUGGCUCUUAGGACUUGGUCCAGGCAACAUGAGCUUCUUACUCAGUCUGCUUCUGAAGUGAUUCUUGAUGUGCUGGUCUGUCCUUCCUGGUAGCCGUACACGUGUCCUCAUCAAAUGAAUCAAAUCAAUGAUCCCGCUCCUCACGACUUUUGGAGAAGAAGGAACGAGAAGGACUCCGGUUGGAUUCUCGAGGAUCGGAGGAGGAGACGAUUGGGAAACCCUAGGAUUGUGUUCUAAGCUCGAUCUAUCAUUGCAUUUCUGCUCAAUUUCAACUUGAGAGAGUUGGGAUUCAAGAUUUAUGAUCUGGUACUAAUGUGUGAACAACAGCAAGAAUCUACAAAGCCAUUGAUCCCUUUACUCAUCAAAGGGUACCUAAAGUUGUUAUAGAUGAGCAUCGAGGGGUCACAUGAGAAGUGUUCAUCAAAACUUGCAAAUGAUGUAACUCCUGUUAAAAAAAAGGACAAUGUCUUACAGCAUUCAAAAACGUACAACCGAACCAUCUCCAAAUUCUCUACCAUGAAAGAGGGUAAUAUUGCUAAUUCAAAGAAGCGGAAAUUGAACACUGGCAUUAAAACAUGCUCUCAAAUUAAGCCGCCACAUUCUUCUAACCAAUCUGCUGCGGAUGGGCCUGUGAAAUGUGCUUUUUGCCAUUCCUUUAAAAUCACAGAUUUGACCGGGCUUAUGCAACAUUAUGUUGGUGAACGGCUGGUAGAGAACCACCAACCAUCUCAAGCAAAUUCCAUUCAUGCUCAUCAGAAAUGUGUUGAUUGGGCGCCACAGGUAUUCUAUGAGGGGGAUAAAGUCAUUAAUUUGGAAGCUGAAGUAUUGCGCGCCUCAAAGCUUAAAUGUGGCAAAUGUGGGAAGAAGGGUGCUGCUCUAGGUUGUUUUUUAGAGAAAUGCAAGAAGAGCUAUCAUGUACCAUGUGCAGUGCAGCUGCGAGGUUGUCGAUGGGAUUGUGAAAAUUAUCUUGUGCUUUGUCCUUCUCAUACUUCUCUCAAAUUGCCUUGUGAUGAUCCCGGAAGUACUAGAAUGAAGAUUCAUACUGACCAACCUUCACCUGGUCAAAUGGACUCAACCACUCAGAACAGCAAAUGGAUUCUCUGUGGAUCUGCUCUCUCUGAAGAGGAGAAGGAACUCGUAGACAAAUUCGCAAAUUUUAUCGGUGCAGCUGUAAGGAAGACAUGGGAUCAAAUUGUAACCCACGUUAUAGCCUCAACUGAUGAAAAAGGUGCAUGCAGCAGGACUCUCAAGGUUCUCAUGGCUAUUUUGACCGGCAAAUGGGUUCUAAAUAUAAACUGGGUGAAAGCAAGCAUGGAAGCUAGAAAACUCGUAUCAGAAGAACCUUACGAGAUUAACCUCGACAUUUAUGGCAGCUCAGAUGGACCAAAAACAGGAAGAAUUAGACUGAUGAAAAAGUUUCCAAAGCUUUUUACCGGCCUGAGCUUCUACUUCAGUGGUUACUUUUCACCGUCUCGCCAGCGUGACCUAGAAACUCUCAUAUCUGUUGCUGGUGGAGUAAUCCUAGACAAGAAUGAUGCCCUUGCUUCAGAUAACUCUAGUUCUCAGCUAAUCUACAUUGUAUAUAAUGCUGACCCUCCGCCGGGUAACUUUUCGUGGGAUCCUGUCGAAGAUGUAAGAAAGAGAUGUGAAGAUGCCGAAGCUCUGGCCGGAAGGAUUCAUGCACAAGUUAUAACUCAUACUAGGCUUCUGGAUGCCAUUGCUUCUUCAAAGUUCUGAUCUUGCAUCCACUGUGAAUUUUGUUGUUCUUUGUAUCCUUGGCUUUGAUUGAACAUGAUAAUUCUGAAACUAAAAUUUUACUUAAAACUUUGAUUCGAUCUUA